This is a messenger RNA of Myripristis murdjan (pinecone soldierfish), 1699 nucleotides long. RefSeq names its product pancreatic alpha-amylase-like. The record is from RefSeq and is a predicted model, not a curated record. Lineage: Eukaryota; Metazoa; Chordata; Actinopteri; Holocentriformes; Holocentridae. The coding region runs from base 139 to 1677 and encodes 512 amino acids. Gene Ontology annotation, biological process: carbohydrate metabolic process. The transcript is spliced from 10 exons. Gene Ontology annotation, molecular function: cation binding; alpha-amylase activity.
UCAUCACAGUCGGAACCACUUUAAUUGCAAGACACUAUGCAGAGAGAACAGGACGACUCAGACAGAUGCAAAGGGACAGCAGACCGCUGAUAUGAUUUCACAUAUGGACAGAAUCAGUAUCGCUUUUAUCAGGAAAACAUGAAGCUGUUCAUUCUGGUGGCUCUCUUUGGGCUCAGCCUGGCCCAGCACAACCCUCACACCAAGCAUGGCAGGACAGCCAUUGUGCACCUGUUUGAGUGGCGCUGGGCCGACAUCGCUGCAGAGUGUGAGCGCUUCUUGGCUCCCAAUGGCUUCGGUGGAGUCCAGAUCUCUCCUCCCCACGAGAACAUUGUGGUGACCAACCCCUGGAGACCCUGGUGGGAAAGAUACCAGCCGACCAGCUACAACCUGUGCUCCAGAUCUGGCAACGAGAACGAGCUGAGAGACAUGAUCACCAGAUGCAACAACGUCGGGGUCAACAUCUACGUGGAUGCUGUCAUCAACCAUAUGUGUGGAGCCGGCGGUGGAGAGGGCAGCCACUCUGUGUGUGGAAGCUGGUUCAGUGCCAACAGGAAGGACUUCCCCAGCAUCCCCUUCACCCACUGGGACUUCAACGACCACAAGUGCAGGACCGGCAGUGGAAAUAUUGAGAAUUACGGUGAUGCCAACCAGGUGCGUGACUGCCGUCUGGUGGGUCUUUUGGACCUCGCCCUGGAGAAGGAUCAUGUCAGAGGCAAGGUGGCUGACUACAUGAACAAGCUGAUUGACAUGGGUGUGGCUGGAUUCAGAGUGGAUGCCUGCAAGCACAUGUGGCCCGGUGACCUGUCAGCUGUGUAUGGUCGUCUGCACAACCUCAAUACCAAAUGGUUCGCUGGCGGCUCAAGACCCUUCAUCUAUCAAGAGGUUAUUGAUCUUGGUGGCGAGCCUAUCACAUCCAGAGAGUAUUUCCAUCUGGGAAGGGUGACCGAGUUCAAGUAUGGCGCCAAACUGGGCACAGUGUUCCGCAAAUGGAACGGCGAGAAGCUGUCUUUCACCAAGAACUGGGGUGAGGGAUGGGGCUUCAUGCCCAAUGGCAAUGCUCUGGUCUUUGUUGACAACCAUGACAACCAGAGAGGCCACGGUGCUGGUGGAGCUUCCAUCGUUACCUUCUGGGACUCCAGGCUCUACAAGAUGGCUGUUGGCUACAUGCUGGCCCACCCUUACGGAGUGGCCAGAGUGAUGUCCAGCUUCCGUUGGAACCGCAACAUCGUGAACGGAAAGGAUCAAAAUGACUGGAUGGGCCCUCCCAGCCAUGGUAACGGAGCCACCAAGCCUGUUCCCAUCAACCCCGACCAGACCUGUGGUGAUGGCUGGGUGUGUGAGCACAGAUGGCGUCAGAUCAAGAACAUGGUCAUUUUCCGUAAUGUGGUCAAUGGACAGCCCCAUAGCAACUGGUGGGACAACAGGAGCAACCAGGUUGCCUUUGGACGUGGUAACCGUGGAUUCAUCGUCUUCAACAACGAUGACUGGGACCUGGAUGUGACUCUGAACACUGGCAUGCCCGGUGGCACCUACUGUGAUGUCAUUUCUGGCCAGAAGGACGGAGGCAGGUGCACCGGGAAGCAGAUCACUGUUGGGGGUGAUGGCCGCGCCCACUUCAAGAUCAGCAAUAGAGAUGAGGACCCCUUUGUGGCUAUUCAUGCUGACUCCAAGCUGUAAACAAGCAUCCAAACUUACAAUA